AUGAGUUCCGCACCAACAGCUCGCCUCCUGGCGAGAUCCUUCUUCCAAAAUGCCGUCCGUCCCGCGACGGUAACCCGAACCUCGCCUGUCCUCCUCCGAUCCUUUGCCCAGACCGCAGCGCCACGCGCCGAAGAGACCGAUACGAAGAAGAACGGCCAAGCUCUCCUCAAUGCCAUGUACGGCAGCUCAAAGACGCCCUCUGCACCGGGUCAGAGGAGGUCGGCAUUAGAAUCAGCUGGCCUGUCCAAGGACAGCAUGCUCCAAGAACUCGAUAUUGCCUCGGGCGGUACCUCUGACCUCAGCGGCCUCGGCGGCCUCGAUGGCCUAAUGCCCGAUCGAGAGGACCUCCUCGAGCCCUACCACAUCCACAUCAUGUCCCACAAGCACAACACGCACGUCACCGUCACGAAGCCCGACCGUGGCGCCAUCAUCUCCCUGUCGACCGGCAACAUCGGUUUUAAGAAGUCCAAGAGGAAAUCAUACGACGCCGCGUACCAGUUGAUGGCCUACGUCCUCGAGAAACUGCAGUACCAGGGAUGGCACAAGAAGAUCACCGAUAUCGAGGUCGUGCUGAGAGGAUUCGGCCAGGGAAGAGACGCGGCUGUCAAGGUUCUCAUGGCCCCCGAGGGCAAGAUCUGGAGGCAGAAGGUGGUUCGCGUGGCGGAUUCGACGAGGUUGAAGUUUGGUGGAACAAGGAGCAAGAACCCGAGACGUGUCUAG
This is a messenger RNA of Colletotrichum karsti, 720 nucleotides long. RefSeq lists its product as uncharacterized. Gene Ontology annotation, biological process: translation; maturation of SSU-rRNA from tricistronic rRNA transcript (SSU-rRNA, 5.8S rRNA, LSU-rRNA); ribosomal small subunit assembly. The transcript has a single exon. Lineage: Eukaryota; Fungi; Ascomycota; Sordariomycetes; Glomerellales; Glomerellaceae. Gene Ontology annotation, cellular component: ribosome; mitochondrial small ribosomal subunit. Bases 1 to 720 code for a protein of 239 amino acids. The record is from RefSeq and is a predicted model, not a curated record. Gene Ontology annotation, molecular function: structural constituent of ribosome; small ribosomal subunit rRNA binding; mRNA 5'-UTR binding.